Messenger RNA from Condylostylus longicornis, 13561 nucleotides. RefSeq names its product voltage-gated potassium channel subunit beta-2 (gene Hk). The transcript is spliced from 9 exons. Gene Ontology annotation, cellular component: cytoplasm; voltage-gated potassium channel complex. The record is from RefSeq and is a predicted model, not a curated record. Gene Ontology annotation, molecular function: transmembrane transporter binding; voltage-gated potassium channel activity; potassium channel regulator activity. Gene Ontology annotation, biological process: regulation of potassium ion transmembrane transport; potassium ion transport. NCBI's taxonomy places the organism in Eukaryota, Metazoa, Arthropoda, Insecta, Diptera, Dolichopodidae. Bases 749 to 2257 code for a protein of 502 amino acids.
CUGUUACGUAUAAGUCACAUGAUUUUGUUAUUAAACGGAAAAUAAAGCAAUGUGGCAAAAAAAGACAAAAAAUAAACUCACAAUUAAUAAAAAUUCAUUAAUUUUAUUUAAUUUAAUAAAAAAUAAAGGAUAAAAAACUGAAAAAAAGGAAAACAAAAAUUUUUAAUUAUUAAAAAUUUUCUUAGUUUUUAAGGAUUUAUUUUGUCAAUAUAUUUCAGGGUAUAAGAUUAAUUUUUAAUAUAUUAUCUAUAUACAUAUAUAUAAAUUUCAUUAUAUAAAGUAUAAUAUCAAUUAAAAUAUUAUAUUUAGAAUUACGAAAAAAAAUUAAAGCUUAAUUAACUUAACAACAAAGAUCAAUUUUUUAAAUCAACGCACACAUCACCACGUAUACAAUACAAAGAAAUAUUUCAUUUUGUUUUAAAACAAAAAAAGUAUUUUUCUUAAUAUAACACAAAAAAUUUAAAAGCAAAUACCUGCCUAUAUAAAAUCUAAGUGAAUUAUUUAACAUUUUGUUAACAAACCUAUAAAAAUAUUUUUAAAUGAAAUCCGAAAUUUUCUUUUUAUCAAUAUUUGCACCAAUUAAAAAAUAAAAACUUUUGCAAAUUAUAUAAAAAACAAAAAAAAGAAAGAAACUUUUUUUUUUCGUAAAUAAUUAAUAAAUAAAGUCGCAAAAAUUGACGUCAAAACGGUUCAAAAAAGUAAAAGCAGUAGUUGUUUGACAGCGGGUGUAAAAAUUUGCGCCCGCAAGAUGUCGCUUGUAUUAUGUAACAUGACAACAACAACAAAAGUUACAUCAUCGUCAACAGUCACGAAUACGCAACAUAAUACAAAUACAACUGCAACAACUGUAUUUAAUGGCGUUAAUCAAACAACAGCAACUACUGGUAUCAUACAAAAUAAUUCAAUUGCCAAUUCGAAUACAAAUAUUACAAAUUUAAAUACAAGUAAUAUUACAAAUAUAUUAACAAAUUCGAAUACAAUUCAUAAUUUAAAUACUACGAACGACAAUAAUAAUAAUAUGGACAAUACAAGUGAAGAUUCAAAUAACGUGACUAUUUACAGGUGUCGUGCUCCAAUUGCAUCACUUGAUUGCAUGGAGGAGUUUAGCGGUACUGGAGGACAUCUUGAUUUCGGACGAUCGAUAAGUUUGGGAUCAAAUCCAGCACUACCCUUACGACAUGGAUCUACACCAACACCAGGUCUUCGUUACAAAAAUUUAGGGAAAAGUGGUCUACGAGUUUCAAAUGUGGGCUUAGGAACAUGGCCAGUAUUUUCACCUGGAGUUACGGAAGAACAAUCGGAAGCAAUAUUAAAAUUGGCCAUCGAAAGCGGCAUCAAUUUUUUUGAUAUAUCUGAAGCACAUUCUGAAACUGAGAUUGGUAAACAUUUGCGAAGAUUAGGUUGGAAACGAACCACAUAUGCCAUUACAACUAAAAUAUAUUGGAGCACGAAAUCGGAAGAAAAGGGAUUAUCACGGAAACAUAUAAUUGAAUCAGUUAAAGCUAGUUUAGAACGCUUACAGUUGCCUUAUAUUGAUGUUGUUAUAAUUCAUAAAGCGGAUCCAAUGUGCCCUAUGGAAGAGGUUGUUCGCGCUAUGACUUAUUGUAUACAACAAGGCUGGGCCAUGUAUUGGGGUACGGCGCGUUGGACUCCAGUGGAAAUAAUGGAAGCAUAUACAAAUUGUCGACAAUUCAAUUGUAUAACGCCAAUCGUUGAACAAUCAGAAUAUCAUAUGUUUUGUCGUGAAAAAUGUGAACUAUAUUUGCCUGAAAUGUAUAAUAAAAUAGGUGUGGGUUUGAUGGUCUGGGGUCCGUUAUCAAUGGCAUUAGGUGAUACUCAAAAUGGUGAUAAAAUUCUUUUUCCAAAAGGUUCAUUUAAAACAAAAAGCCAUAGUUAUUCGUGGACAGAAGAUGAAGUCAAUAAGAAUUUAUCUUCAGAAAAAGUUUAUGGUUGGAAAUCUGAUGUUGUAGAUGGUGGGGAUCCACCACGUCGACAUUCAGAUCGAUUAAGGGACUUAGCAUCUUUAGCAGAAAAACUCGGUUGUAGUCCUGUUCAAUUGUCAAUUGCAUGGUCAUUAAAGCACGAGCCAGUACAUUGUUUAUUAUUGGGUGCAACAUCAGCUGACCAAUUACAUCAAAGUUUACAAGCAUUACAGCUUUUACCACGUUUGUCAACAGGAGUAAUGCUUGAACUUGAAAGGAUUUUAGAAAAUAAACCGGUACGGCCACCAAUGAUAUCAACACUGGCACUUCGGUGACAAUCAGCCGGCCCUCAGGGGCCGUCAUCAAUUAGUGGCGGCGCCUGUGGGCCAGAUUCACCAAAAGAUGAUUUAUUCAGCGAAGAUGGUGGUGAUUCUAAAGAUGCCUCCAAACAAGGAUUCUGUUCUAUUCAGUGACAUAAGGAGUCUUUAGAUAAUAAUAAUAAAUUUUUGAAACCGGUUAGUAGUAAAAAUAGCUUUAGUAGUCAAACAACAAUAACGAAUGUUAGUCAUAGACAACAGCAACAAGUUGGAGACACUUAUCAACAACCACAACAACAGUCAAAUCAAGAUUAUCAAAAACAACAACAGUAUUCUACUUCAAAUUUAAAACCUUCAAAUUCUUCUGGCAAUUUAAACAAAUUUUCAAAUAAUAAUGAACGCUUAGAUAGUAUACCCCUUCAAAUAGAUUCUUUUAAUAAUAAUAACAAUAAUAAUAACAAUGGUAACAAUAAUAAUAACAGUAAUAAUAAUAAUAUUAACAACAAUAAUCCAAGUAAUUUACCAAUUAAUCGUUCAACAUUUGAUGCUAAUAAACAGCAAAUUGAAAAAUUUGAUUUUGAUCAAGCCGAAAAUGAUGAUAUUGAACUAAAAUUAAAUAAAAAUCAAUUAAAUAAAAAAUCUAAAAAAUCCUCAAUGAAACGUAAUAUUAGCUUGAUUAAUUUUCGAUCAUUUGAUUUCCAUAUUAAAUCAAUUUACUCAGGUUUAAGAAGAAAAAGCACUAGCAGUCAACGUAAUUCGCCAUCAGAUCCUGAAAAAGGGAUUAUUUGUGAUAGUGGUGUUGGUACUAGUGAAGCCAUAACAAAAACAUCAUCGUCUGGUACAUCAACAUCUAAAUCAAAUAAAAAUGCUGAAUCAAAAUCAAUAACAGAUAGUCAGACAUCGAUUGUGAAUAUGAAACAAUAUCCUCGUAAGAUGCCAUAUGUUAAAGUUGAAACCGUUGAUCAAGAUGAAACUGAAACAUUAUUAUUAACCUAUCCGCAAUCUCCAUACCAAACCAGACGUAGUAGCUAUGAUAAUUAUAUAAGAUCAAGCUCUCAACUGCUCAAUAUACAUACUUUUGAAUCAUCUAGAUCACAGGCUAGCUCACCAUUUCUUUGUCCAAGUCCAAUACCGGGCACUGUUCGUAGAUCGUCAACGUCGGAUAUUAUGACCGGCCCAAAUCGGAGACCUGGUACUCAUUCCGCUAGCAGCAGUCGAAGGCCUUCCACAUCCGAUUUAUUAAGAAGAGCUAGGGAAAGAAAAGGUAGUGAAACUGGUAGUAUGAUGAGCGGACGCAGCAUGUCCCACAGUGGUUUAUCCAGAGGUGCUUAUCGUGGUGGCAGGCGAACUAGCAUGGCUUUCUAGAAACGAUAAAUAUGAUGAAGUAAAUAAUGAAUUCAUUUAGGUACAUAAUUUUUUUAAAACGUCUGUUCAUUAAAGCAACUAAAACAGAUAUGGUGAAUAAUAAUAUAAAUAUGCGAUUUACAAAAUUUCAUCUUCAUUAUUACUUAAGAUUGUCACAAAAUAUAUAUUAAUAUAUUGACAAUUAUUAACUAAGUUGCAUAAAAUUCAGUAAAAUUACAAUUUGGUAAUAAAAUACUCUUUAUGAACAAACUUCAAAUUUUGAACAAUGGAUUUUUAAACAUCUAUGAGAUGUAUUGUAUAAAAAUGGAUUUUUUCUAUAACAGUGAAAUAGUGCAAUGUAAACCUGGCCUCUUAACAAACUUAAUAAUUAAUGUUCAACUAAACGUGACUUUACAAUUCAAAUUUUAUAUUAAAAAAUGUAAACAAAACUAAAGGAACAGCCUUGUAAGUCUCUCUGCUUCUCUGUUAAAUAUUUUCUUAAAUGUUUUUUGUAAUAGAAAUUAUUAAAAAUCAGGGAAAUCUUCUUUAGUUAAUUGUUAGCAAACCACGAUCAACAAAACUUCGGUUCUAGUGGUAUUGCUACCACAACAAGAUAAUAUUGAAAAUUAUUUAAUAUAAUACUAAAGAAAUUUGUAAACUUACUUUUUGGUAUCCUACCAAAUUUUCUUGUAACAAACUACAUAUAUGUAUAAUAUACUUAUAAAAAAGUCUAUUAUACUUUCUUUAACUGUAUUUUAAAUAAUAUAGAAACGAAAAAUUAUGUGCGUAAAAUAUGAAUUUUUCUAUCUUAUUUCAAGAGAAGAACAAAAUCAUUAACUACUUCAUCUAUCAAUAUUUUAAUAUAGUCUUCAAUAUAUUCAUAAAAUAAAAUGGUUAUACUCCACAGUCGACAUAAUAAAAUAAAAACCCAUCACAGCUUUCGAAAAGUUCCAAAUUUUUCAAUUUAGUACUUUAGAUUUGCAGUAAUCAUUAUUUCUAAUAAAAUUUUAAUUUAGGAAGUUUUCUCAUAAAUAGUUGUGAAAGUAUGGCAAUUCUUAUACUUCUUAUUUAUUAAUUAAGUUUAUUAAAUUCUAAAAUUUUAUUUAUAAUCAGAUUUACUAUUUUACAUAUUAGUAAAGUUAAUGGGAUAUCCGUAAAUGUAAAAUGACUGACAUCCGAAAACCUUAUAGCGAAAUCACAAAAUAAUUACUACGAAAUUCAAUUAAAUUAGUGCUAUUCGUUAAAUCGUAUUAUAAUAUACAAUUUUAUUGAAAUGUGGAUAUCAAAGACAGUAUAAGAAUUUUAAGAAGAUUAUUGGUCCAUCAAAUUGUGGCCAAGUUAAAUAAAGGAUCCACAAAUAUGAUAUUACGAAUUUUUCAUUGAUUUUAUUAUUAAUUAUUAAGAAAUUUCUAAUUAAUUAUUCAAUAUUUUAAAUACAAUUAAAAAGGGUUUUACAAUUAAUUUUAUUUUAUUACAAUUACCAACUUAUAAUUUAUUUCAAAAUUAAAUAACCAUUAAUAUUGUGAAAAAAUUUUGUCUUAAUUAUGUUCUUCGAAUUACGUUACAUUGCAAAUUUUUUUUACGAUUCGUUUUAUGAAUAUUCUCGCCUCACCAAGCUAUGUCCUCUAUCAAACUAUAAAAGGAAACUUACAUAUUCUUUAUGUAAAAUAUUGUGUAUUGCAUCAAAUAUUUUAAAUUUUUUUUAAUGAAAAUAAAUUAUUGCGUCCGCUACUAACUUUUAUAGUUAAUUGAAAUUGCUCUUGGAAUAUUUUUAAUAUUGUAAAAUACUUGAUUAAGUUUAAACUCCUACACUUUAACAAUUAUAAUCAUAACAUAACAUUUUUGUUUUUAAAUUGGAUUUAAAUUAUGUAUAUAUAUAUUUUUAAGACAAUUACAUAUACACUACUUGAAAUCGACUUCAGUUUGACAUUAACGACUAUUUGAAGAAAAUGAGAUUUAAGAAGAAUUUCCACUUCUAUUUUUAGUUUUCUUUUUUUAUUCUCAUGUUGGGUUAUAAAGUUUUACGAGUACAUUCCUUUCUCCAAAUGAAUUCCGUUCCAAAGAAUUUUUAAAGUUUUUAUACGAGUUUCUAUUUGCUUUAAUUUCUUGAAUUUAUUCCGUCUACUUUUUUUUAAAUAUAGAGUUCAUUAAAAACAUUUAACAUCGCUUUUGUUUCCGCUUUUUCAAUCUGCUAAUGUUGAUUUUUAAGCCCAACCAAUAUCUUAUAAGAUAUUUAUAUAAGCUCGAAAUAAACUUGAAGUCGCAAAACUCAAUUCUUAAAGAAGUUAUGAAAACAAACAAGAAUAUUAUAUAAAAUUUUCGAACAAAACAAAUCGCUCUUUUUUGCUUUUUAUAAAUCAAAUAUUUUAAAUUAGAACAUUUUACAGCUUUUGUUUUCAUAAAAAUGGCUUAUCUUUAUAUUUCUAUGGUAUAACUACUCCUUGAAUUUUACUUCAAAAGAUCUUACAUUUCAUUCAAAGUCCUAUUUUGAAUAUAAUUUUAAUACAAGUUUAAUUUUUAAUAUAAUAAAAACCAAACAAAAUUAUUACAAUAAUAUUCUGCCAAUUUUUUUUAUUAAUCAAAAAUGCCUUAAUUCUGUUUAUUAAACUUUUAGAAUUGUACUACGUUAUAUACUUCCGGUUUUUUAUUGUACUGCUUUAAAUAAUCCACAGUUACUUUAAAAAAAAAACACUUAAUAUGGUAUAACAGUAAAAACAUACAAAUUAAAAAAACACAACGGAAAAUUACAUUAAAAAAUUCUUUAAAAAACAAAAAAAAAAGAAAACAAAAAUAGUUCCCAACCGGAAUCGAAAAUCAAUCAAGACCAAAAUGUAUUUAAAUAAAAAGAAAAAAAAAUUUCUAAAAAUCAUUUUAUCAUUAAAUUAAAAUAAACGUACCUUAAAAUAAAAAAUAAUAUUAAUUAAAAAAAAAUUACAAAAUAUUUAAAAAGAAAAUCAAAUCUUAAAAAUUUGCUUUGUUUUAUCAAAUUCAAUGCGAUUAAUUUAGAAAAAAAAUUAUAAAAUAUUAAAAUAGAAAAUUUGUUUAUAUAUAAAUAGAAAAUAUUAUAUAAUUAUAUAAUAAUCAUGAAAUAAAAAUAAGAAAAAGUUAAUAAAGAUAAUAAAACGUAAAAAAAAAAAUUUUAAAUUAAAAUUUUCUUAAAACAUACAGCAACAAACAAAAAAAAAAAAUUCUCAAUAAAUAACGCUUUAAUUUUUUUUAUAAUUAAAUUAUUAUUACUAUUAAUAGUGGAAUUAAAUUAAAAAUUAUUAAAAAAAAAAUAAAACGAAAUAUACAAUAUAGAAACUUAGAACAAUAUCUAAAUUAAUUUAAUAAUAAAUGAAAAAUUAUUUAAUAUUCGAGUAAUUUAAAAAGUAUUUGAGGCAUUCUUAAAACAAAGUAAAACAAAAAAAUGUUAAAAUAAUCUAUAAAUCAUUUUAUUUACACAAUAAUUAAAAUUAUAAAAAUUAAAAGUAUUAAUUAUUAUGAAAAUUUUUAAUUGAAAGAUUAAAAAAUUAAAAUGUAAAGAGAUAAACUUAUUGGUUUCUAUAAAGUGUCGCAAAUUUAGAAAUAAAAUUUUUAAUUCAAAGCUGACAAAAAUUAUUAUAUAACUAAUAUUUCAAAAUCAAUCAAGUUUUUGAUAAUUUUAUUAUAAUACUAAUUGUAAUAUGUAUGUACUUAAUUAAAAUUUUAAUCUAAAUUAGUUCAAAUUUAAAAUGCCAAUACUUUUUUCCUUUUUUUUUUAUCAUCAUAUUUACAUUUCUUUUAUAAUUUUGAUAACGUUAAAAAAAUAUAAAAAAAAAAUUAAAAAUUUUGAAUAUAUAUUUAUAAAAAUUUUAUAAUAAUUAUUGAGCUAUAGUGAAUUGAUGUACUAUUUUAAAAUUUCAUUCUACUCGUAUAUUAUGUAAGCUCGCAUUAGUAACUUGCUCUCACCUAAUUUACUUUUUUAAACAUGCUGUUGCUAAUUUCAAUCAAGCUUGAACUUUAGACGUAAACUUAAAUGUUCACAGCAAAUAUGAGGCGAAUAUCUUAGCUUUUAAGCAUUGACACUUUUUGAAAUGUGUCUUGGACUAAAGGUUUUGGUAUAUAUACUAUUUUUAGCAUGCUGACAUCUUUUUACUUAAUUCCAUCUUCUCUAAAAAUACAAGAAAAAAAUUUAAGAGCUUGAAAAAAAAAAAUAAAUACAUUGUAAUAUGUAAAACGAAGAAUGAAAAAAGCAAUUUAAAAAAGUUCUGAAACAAUCUGAAAAGUGCUUAUUAGCUUCACUCUUUUAAGGUUUCGUCCGUCAAUCAAGGCUUUUGUUUACAUAAGUCCUAUACACACCAAAAUAGAUGACUAAAUUUUAUAUAUAAAUAAAUCUUUGCCACAAAAUUAUUUCUUUAGAAGAAAAUGGUUAACAACUUCCCCGUCUCUAAAUGCAUUGACCGUUUAAUGUCAUAAUUUGGUAAAGUUUUUUAACACUUAAUUAAAAAAUAUUGCUUUUAGUUUUACUUUAUAAAGUGUUAAUUUGACUUGGAUUUAUUUAAUAAUCUGUUGUUUAAUAAUAGCCCUAAAUAUUGUUUGAUUACUAAACGACAAUUUGUUUUUCAAAAAAAGUGGAGAAGAGUAUUUUAUAAAUGAACUGUUUUUAAUAAAGAACAACAAUAUGAAAUAUAAAUAUCAAGUUUAUGAGAUAGUUUCUUAAAUUUUUACCUAUUUUCUUUUCUUUAGAAAACAAUUUUCAGCCUUUAGUACAAAUUAAUUAAAAUAAGACUAUUUACUAAAUACAUACAUAUUUCAUUUUCUUCUUUAAUUUAUAGUAAAAUUAUUUUUAAAAAUAUUUAUGAAAAAACUUUGUAAUUAAUUAUCUUUUGAUUAUUAUAAUAAAUUAAAUAAAUAGAAAUCAUAAAAAGCCGAGUGAUAAAAAAGUAGUUAAACAAUUAAUUAUAAUAUUUAUUAUAGCUAAAUUAUAAAUUAAAUUUCCUUAUAGAAGAGAAAAAUAAUUGAAAAUAAAUAAAUAAAUAAAAAUAUUAAAUAUUAAAAACUUUAAAAAUUUUAAAUUAUUUUAGAUUACAUUAUAAAAAUUAUUAUAAUUAUUACCAUAGUUUAUUACUUAAGAAUUGAUCGUAUUUAAUUUUUUUGGAUUCAAUAUAAAUUAAAAUAAAUGGAAAUAAUAUACUUUUCAAACUUAAUUAAAAAAAAAAAUUUAACUUGAAAAUAAAGAAUACGAAAAAAAUCAACAAAGUCAAUAAAUAUAAAAUAAAGGCCGAAAGUGCAUCUUUUCAAUUAAAUGAGGAAUGAAUUUUUUGUUUGUAAAAAAUAAAUAUUUGACAAAUUAUAAAAAAUAAAUGAAAAAUUAUUAAAAAUUAAUACAUAAUUAGAUUCCCUAUGAAAGUCCUGUAAAUGCAGAUUAAAAUUUAGCAUUAAUAAAAAAAAAAUAGUUGCAUACUUAUACUAAAAAUUUGAUUCAAAUCAUUUCAAAAGUAAAGUAAAUGCUUCAAAUAUUGAAAAACGGAAAAUUACAUGUAACAUGAAUUUUGUGAAAAUUCACAAAAGAACAAAACGAGUAUUAAAGUAUAAAAUUUAAAAGAACUUGAUGUUAACCAAACUUAUGAAGAAAAAAGCAUAAAUUUUGUCCAUUGAGUUAUUAAACCUGGAUGAUCUCACUGCCAUAAUUCACUUUUUACCAUAUUUGGAGUUCUACAUAUAAAAAUUCUAUUAAAUUAGAGCUAUUCAACUCCAAAAUUUUUCUUGGGAUUAAUUUCAGCUGUCUAUCCUUCUCAUCAAGCAAUAUGUAUCUUAUAUACGUUCUAUUUAUGAAUUAUCACAUGAGAAAUGUAUCACAAUAUUAAUUCUGAACCAUAUAGUUAAACUCGUAACGAUUUGUUUCACGACAUAAAAACGAUCUUGAAUAAUUGUUGAUUAGGCCAGUAUUGCUCUCGUCCGUUCAAAUAUCAUUGGGUAUUGCAUUUAUAAAAAUUUCAACCUUAUAAAUAAACACAUUAUAUAUUUAUCUCUUGUUAUAUUGUAGCUUUUGACUGAUUUCAAGAAAAUUCUUCUCCAUUAAAUUUUCUUGAAGUGAAUAAUAAAUUUUGUAUAUUAUUUUAAAAUUGCCAUAACACAGUGAAUCUUCCAGAUCAAAUAUACGCAAAUUUCUUUAACUUUUGUCAAUUAUUGCAAUAUAAUGUACGUUACAUAAGUAUAAUUGACAUAUUUGAGGUUGCCCUUCUGCUUUUUAUCGUAUUAUUUCUUUAUUUGCUUAAAAUACAAAUUCCAAUAAAGAGUUGCUCUAAUAUAUUUUAUCAUCAAAGGCAUUUAUUUUCUUUAAUUUGGCUUUUAUUAAUUAAUCUAGCAUUGUUUUUUUCUGAUCCUUUUUAUGGUUCAUUUCGAAAUUGCAGUUUUAAAAUAAUUUUUCGCUUAUCGUCCUAUUACGGCAAAAAAAUUUAAGGUUUCUGAGUUUUCUAAACGCUUUCUAAGUGAUGAGAAGAAUCAAAUUCCAUAUUCAAAAAAAAUUUUGGUUCCACUUGAAUUUAAUUUUUAAAUGUUUGUAUACUUGAUUGAUUUCAACAUUUUUUUUUUAAUAGCAAAAUUUAGUCCUGUUAUUUUAAAUUGAUAUAUGUACAUAUUAAAAUUUAUGCUUUAAAUUUGUAAUUUUUAUAUAAUUAAAAAUCAUUUCUAAUUAUUAAACAUUUGACAUAUAAUUAACGUAUGUAUAUACAUAUCCUGCUAGUAUAAAAUAAGAGCUUAUACCUAUAUUUAUACGUGCAGAAAUCUUAAGACAACUAUAAUGUUAUAAGAUAUAAAGAUGACUAAGCUUUAAUUUGUACAAAAUAAAAAGCGAUUGUUGAAAUUAUUUCUAUUAUAUUUCUUAUAUUAAAUGUGUACUUAAAUAAUAUUGUGAAUCGUCACUUUUAUAAUUACCAAUACGUUACUAUAAAUUAUAAUGGGUUUUUACUAAUUAGUGCAAAAUUUAUCAAAGCAAAUACGUGCCGUCAUAUACUUGCAUUUUAUUUUACUUCUGAUUAUUUUAUUUUCUUACAAACUUUUAUUUAUUAACUAAUUCUUUUAAAGAUUCUAAAUAAAUUUGUGUCAAAGAAUUUUCGUUUUAUAUGUCGAACAUCGUUUAUGUUUUCAACAAAUACGAUAUUAAAAUUUUUACAUCGGACAAAGUUUUACGAAAGAUAAAACAAAAUUAAUAAAAUUAUUCUUUCUCAUUUUAAAUAAAGUUAAAAAAAAACUGGUUGAUUUAUAAUUUCAUAAAUUCUGUAAGACAUACAUAUAAUAUGUACACUGCCUAGAGCAAAUAAACGAUAUGUCUGUCCUCUUAGUCUAUAUUUUAUUUUACUUUAUAUUGCAAAUUCUUAUUUUCAUUUCUUAUAAUUAAAAAUAUCGUUAAAACUUUUAACUUUCCGUCCUUUUAUCUAAAAUAAAAUUUUAGCACUAGUAAUAUAAUAGUUUUAUAAAUUAUAAGCUUACAAUGUUUAUCAUAUAGAUUCAAAGUUCUCAAGUUAUAUAUACAUAUAAAAUUUGUUACUUACUUAUACAGUUAACUUACAAUCAGUAUAACAAAAACAAAUAUAAUAAUAUUAAAAAAUUUAGCUUAGUUAAUUGUACAUUAAAACACAAAUUUUACUAAUGAAUAAAAAUAAAUAAAAAAUAAAAUAUUUUUAUUAAAAUUUAAUUUUCAAUUCAAAAUUUCAAGGCUAUGAACUCUUAUAUAUAUUUGUGGUUCCAUUUCAAAUUUUUAUUUAACAACUUCAUAAAAUUCAAAUGAAGAACAUGUCUGCCUUUUAUAAUGGUUUAAAAUUACUUAUACCAUAUUAUUCGCAAGUAUUGAAAACAACAAAUAAACAAAUAAUAGUCAGCUUUUCAGUGUUAAACAAGUUACAACGGUAAUGGACCGCAACUGCGGUAAUCAAUAAAAUUUUAAACGGUUCGACUCGAAAGUCGUGAAAAGUCACAAUAUCGUAGAAAUCGAAAAUUUGCAAUCGACUUAAGUUAUAAAGAUCAUAAUGUAAAAAAAAAUCUUUACUGAGAAAGUGCCGAUUAGCUGUUAAAUUAGAAAUAUUUUUUAGUUUUUUAGUUUUUCAUAUACACAAUAUGAUAUAUUGCAUCGUAAAUAUUAUCAUAUUUUUACGACAUUUAAAGUGAAUACAAAUUUUUUAUCGCCCCAAUAACUCUUUUCGAUUUCAAAGUACUUUUAUCUAAGCUCAUUUAUCAUAUUGCCAAUUGAAUUUCGAAUUGGUGACAAAUUCUCUUCGCUAUUUUUACAUUACUUUUAAAGAAAUAAUUUUCUUUAUAACUGCGAUUUAUAUUAUUGAUUAUUUUUCUCGAAAUAUAUACAUAUAAUUGUUUUGUAUAUAAAGCUGUUUUGAAAUUUUAAACCAAACAUUUAAAACAUUUUACUUAAUUUUUUUUUUUUAAAACUUUUUGUGUUUUGAAAACUUUAAUCGAGUUGCAAAUCACAAAUAACAGUAGAACAAAAAUUAAGGAUUUCAAAUUUAAAUCAAUUCAUAUUGGAUCUUCUUGAGUUCAAAAUACAAAUUUCAAAUUCAAAAUGUGAUACGCAGUGUUGCGUACUAAAAAUUCUAAGAGUAGAACGUACAAAUUCCAAUAUUAUCCGCUAUAUUAAUAUACAUAUAGCAAAUUUUAUUGUAUUUAUCUAUUAUAUUUUUUAUAUUUAGUUAUUCGCUAAGUUACUAUAUUUACUAAUAUUAGUUUAUAUUGUAUUCAUUUUCGUUUUAAAAUGCUAUUUACGUACAUGAAAUUUAUUCAGAAAAAUAUAAAAUAUUUAAAAUAUGUGUUGUUUAUGAAUUACUUUAUAAAUCUCAUUUUGGAUUUUACUAGGAACAGUCUGCAGAAUACGAUCGCAAUGGGAUUUAAACUCUUCACAUCAAACCAUCAAAUUUUUAUUAUAUUAAUCAUAUUGGAAAAUAACCUAUUAAAUUUUUUUCUUAACUUAUUUAAUUCGUAUUUUCGUUUGAACUUUUUUAAAUGCUUUCAAUAAAAAAAACUUUCAAUUUCAAACCUUUUUCAAAUAAUUUUAAGUCUCAAAAAGAACGUAUAACAUUUGAAAUUUAUAACCUAUUAUGUAUUUUUAUGUUUCACUGUCUUCCAAUUAUUAUCGAAAUAUUCUAUAUUAACUAAAAUAUUGUUAAAAAAGGUAAACUUAUGAAAUCAAAUCAUAUAAAAUGAAAUUCAUUUAAACUGUUGUCUGCUUAAUUUUAAUAAAAUUAAAAAAAAAAAAACAAAUAAAUGCGCUUUAGAACUGUUUGUAUCCUAAAUAUUGUUUUAUUAUAUACAAAAAUUUUAUGUUAAACUACGAAGCUAUUUUCAAAAAUAUCUACUAACAUUAAAAACAAAAAAGAAGUAUUUGACAAAAAAAAUAAUAAUAUAAAAUACACAUAAUAAUAUAAAAAGAACAAAAAAAAUUGUAAAAUAUAAAAAUACAAAAAAAUUAUUAUGAAAUUUAUAGUUUUGCUAAAUUAACAUUCAUAAAUUUAGAAGAAAAAAUGUUAAAAAGUAUUUAAUAUAAAUUACCUAUUAAAAAAUUUAAAACGUAAAAUCGAAAAAAAAGCAAAAAAAAAACAAUUUUAAUUAAAUUUCAAUGAAAUUAUAAUAAUAAAAUAUAAAUUCAAAAAUAAACUACAAAAUAAACUCGAAAUUAAUAUUAUAAAUUAGAAAAAAAAACGUAAUUAUUUCAUUUACAUUUCAAAAAUAAUUUUUUGAUUUUGAAUUUCGAAAACUUAAAUUAAUAAUGAAAAGCAAAUGAAUUAUAACUAUGAGUUUGGAUUCUAACAUCUCCAACACAUACAUAUAUACAUAAUUAGAAGAUAAAAAAUAUAUAAGUACAUUAUAUAAAUCAAGUAAAAAAUGUUGAAAAAUUUAUUAUAAAAAAAAAAUCUUUGAAUUAAAAAAUAUACAUAAAAUAUACACAAAAUAUUGCUAAAUAAGAAAAAAAUAUAUAUAUGUAUACAUAUAUGUAUAUAUAUAUAUGUAAAA